Molecule: messenger RNA, 2868 nt
Organism: Culex pipiens pallens (northern house mosquito)
Lineage: Eukaryota; Metazoa; Arthropoda; Insecta; Diptera; Culicidae
Gene: dati
Exons: 7
Coding region: 492-2558 (688 amino acids)
Biological process (GO): regulation of DNA-templated transcription
Molecular function (GO): DNA-binding transcription factor activity, RNA polymerase II-specific; RNA polymerase II cis-regulatory region sequence-specific DNA binding
Source: RefSeq, a predicted model, not a curated record
AUAAGAUUCCAGGGUUUGCACUGGUUUGCAUACACAAAACAAAAAUCAACAACCAACCAACAAACAAAAAAGUAACGAAACAAAAUACAAACAAAAACCUACAAAAGCAAACAAAACCACCAAACACCUCCUAUUUUAAAACAAAGCCUAACAAACCGAAACAACAAAGUAACAAAACAAUAGCAAAACAAAACAAAAUAAAGUAACACACAAACAAACCGAAACUAGUGCCAAAAAAAAAAACAAAACAAAAAAGCAGAGUGGGGAUAUGAGCAGUAUUUGCGUGUUCUACCACGGGCGGUAUUUGAUGAAGACUCGGACCCCGUCGCGGGUCCCCCCAAUGUUUGCUAGUAAUUCGGCAGCAGUUUUCAGUACUACUACUGUACCUCUGCUACUGCUACUACUUCUACCACUGUUACUACCACUACCACUACUGCUACUACCGCUACUGUUACGGCCAAACAAGCAAUUGAACGCUGUCGAGAGUCAGAAUGCAGAUCCAGCACGUGAGGGACCUGUGCGCGGUGCCGGGGGCCGCGGCGGAACUCAACUGCACCGGUGAUAUCCUGUCGGUGCAGAACCUGCUGCCGCAGCUGGCCCCACCCCCCGAGAACAAACCGCACCAGUGCCAGCAGUGUCUGAAGAGCUUCUCCUCCAACCACCAGCUGGUCCAGCACAUCCGCGUCCACACCGGCGAGAAGCCCUACAAAUGUUCCUACUGUGAUCGCAAGUUCAAGCAGCUGUCGCACGUCCAGCAGCACACGCGGCUGCAUACCGGCGAGCGCCCGUACAAGUGCCACCUGCCGGAGUGUGGCCGCGCGUUCAUCCAGCUGUCGAACCUGCAGCAGCACCUGCGCAAUCACGACGCCCAGGUCGAGCGGGCCAAGAGCCGGCCCUUCCACUGUAACCUGUGCGGCAAGGGCUUCGCGACCGAGUCCAGCUUGCGGACGCACACCUCGAAGGAGCUGCAACUGCACCUCGGCGUUCUUCAGCAGCACGCGGCCCUGAUCAGCAACUCGAACAGCGUCACGUGCAACGUCUGCAGCAAGAUCUUCCUCGGCGUGGACGCCCUCAACGAACACAUCAAGUACUCGCACAAAGAAGUGGCUGAGUACAGCACUAAAUGUCUUGAGGAACUGAAACAUAGCAUUUCUUACACUCCAGUGAAGCGCAGGGUCGCGAACCAUCCGUGUCCGAUGUGCGGCAAGCACUACGUCAACGAGGGAUGCCUGCGGAAGCACCUGCUGACCCACCCGCGGACGCCCGGCGGCACGCCCGGUGGCCUCGGCGGGAUGGGCGUCGGCGGCGGCAUGGGAGGGGGCGUGGGCGGCCCGUUCCGGUCGAACCUGCAGAUGUGGCCGUGCUCGGUGUGCCAGGCGGUGUUUACGCACGAGACGGGUCUCAUCACCCACAUCGAGCACAUGAAGAUGGACCCGAAGCACCAGUUCGCCGCCCAGUACAUGUUCUCGAAGGCGGUCGCCGAGCAGCGGGAAAAGGAAUCGCAGAUGCAAAUGGGCGGCGGUGGAAACGGAAACGGUUCCGGUCCGUCGAUGAUCUCCGUGAAGGAACUCACGCAGAACAGCAUCUCGCCGUUGAACUACUCGGAGAAUUCCUCCACGAUGGGCUCCGAGAAGAACGGCGAAGGCGGAGGUGGUGGUGGCGGAGGAGGGUUCGAGAACCACCGGUUGUCGAAUGCGGCGGCCGCAGCCGCUGCCCACGGGCAUCCGUUCGGGGUGGUUCCCGGGGACAAUAACAACAGCCAGUUCUCGCGGAUGAUGAUGCUGCAGGAGCCGAAGUUUGAUCCGGAUUUGAUGCUUCCGACGGAUGGAACCUCGUCGGCGGUGCAGGCCGCGGUUGUCAAUUUGGCCACGGCCAUGCGGAUCGGGCAGACGUUCAAGAACAACUCGAUGCACGGGGAUCACCACCUGGGGCAGCCGAAUCUGGGCGGACCGCUGAAGAAGAAGAGUAAUUUCAUCAACUUCAACGAGAUGAAGUACCCGUUGGCGAACCGGCAGAACUACCCGUCCGCGGGGGAUUCCCCGGUGGGCGCGGGUGGGCUCGGUCAAGGUGGAGGUGGGGGAGGGGGCGGUGGCACCGGCAGUGGCCAGAACCCGUGCGGACCUUCCUCCGAAACGGCCAUCCGGAUACAGCAGGCGGAGGCGAUCCUCCGAUCGCAGGCUGAAGCUGCCCUCCGGUUGGCCGUUUCGCAGGCCCAGGCCGUAGUGUCCUCGAAUGCCGGCGGCAGCAUCAACUCGGGCGCCGGUGGCCAUCACCACCUGGGACCGCUCGGUAACUCACUUGUGGGCAGGUGCAAUGACGAGAGCAGAUCCAACGAGAACUGUCCGCCCUUUGGCGACCCGAACGGGGACCAUCUGAGGGCGGUCAUGAGGGAACACCACGCUCACCAACAGGCCCAGCAACAACAACAGCAACAGCAGCAGCAGCAGCAGCAGCAAAACAGCGACGAGUGCCAUCAGUUCUCGCAGAGUCCGGUGCCGCGGAACGGGCUGGAUCUGACCGACGAGUUCCUAAAAAGUGAAAACGUACUGAAAGGGUGAGAGUAGAUGUAAAUUUUGAUGCCAUAUUAUAUUUAAUUUAAAUCAAUACAAAACGAGACAGAAUCAUUGCGAGAGAUGAUGCAAAACUAAGCGAGGAGAAGGAGUGGAGAACAAUAGCAAAAAGAGAUUAAACGAAAAGAAGAAGAAGAAGAAAAAGUGUAAAACAGCAUAGCGAGAAAGAAAGAGAAAAACGAUGAGAUGAAGAAGAAAAUUACACAUAGAUUAUUAUACGAUAAUCUGGGACUUGAAUGUGUGAAUCAAUAACUAAAUGAUAAAUAAAAACUGAUGCAUUAUGCCAUAUUAUAAAGUA